CUCUCUAAAACAGAGCUCUGUUUCAUUCUCUGUUUUUCUCUGUUUCCAAAACAGAGUAUUAAUAUUGGGUUGAAGCUCGUUAACAUCACAUAUUCUGUUCCAACACAAGUAUCCGUUGGCAAUUUGUAUUUCUCUAGGAUCAUCCAGAUCCAAUCCUCUCUCUCUCUCUCUGUGUUUCUGUUUCUAGAACUUCUAAAUUUUGUGUGUGUGCCAACUCACAUUUGGAAUCCAAACAUAAAUGAAAAAUCUGAUUUAUUUUUUUGUUUGGCUUAUUUUUAGUUAGUCUUGUGUGGCUUUAGUUGUAUUCGACGAAUUGAUAGCACAAGAUUUCGGGGACUCCAAUUAAUGUGUCGCAUUUGGUUAUUCUAAUUCGGAUUUUUUUUUUUGUCUGUUGCAAAAUGCUGGUUUCACCGGUCUCAUUCUGGCUCCCCACCAUUUGGGUGGGCUUUCUUUCUGAGUUUUGGGAUCUGGGUUCGUUUAGAUUUGUGAAUCAGGCUUUUGGGUGUUCUUAAGUUGCGUGAAAGAUAUUGACUUUAUCGUUUGUUUCCCUUAAUCGGAUCGUAUGUGAUUGAAUUUUUUCAUUUUGAAGAUCUGGGUCGUUGUACAUUUUCAGAUUAGGCUUCUGGGGUCUCUCAGUGUGGAUUUUAAUAUCCCAUUUCUUUGAUUUGGGAUCUGAGUUCUCUCUCAUUUGCCUUGGAAAAUUUAAAGAGUUGCUUUGAAGGGCUAGUCAGGAGAAAUUAUAUCAAUAGGAGAAUUAUAUAGUGAGAAUAGUAUAUUUAUAGGGAGCAUUCUGUACAUAUAGAGGGAAUUGCAUCAGGAAAAACUGCAUUUUGUGUUGGGAAUAACAGGAUCGGAGAACUUAGAUACGGUUGUGUUUGGGAAAAGGGGACUGUGAAGUGGAAUUAUGGGCUGCGUUUGCUCAAAAGGGUUUUUUCCGCAUGAAUAUGUGGUUGCGAAUCAUAUGAGAGAUAAAGCAUGUAAAGGAAACAAACAUAAAAAGCGGUUAGGUGCUUCCUUGAGGAGAGAGGAAACUGUGGUGGAGGGUGAUGGUGGUGGAAACGAUGCCACUGCACGGUUGAUAACCAAUCCGUCCGCAGAAAUUGCAGGUUCUACCACCAUUUUGUGGGAUGAGGGGGAGAAGAAGGUCCUUAAUGAGAAACCGGGAAAACCACAGCUUCAAAAGCGGUCCACAAUGGAUGUUGGACAAGUAGAGCCUAGGUUGCCUAGUAUAGGUAGUUUGCUCAAUGGGGAAAGAGGAGCACAAGUUGUAGCUGGAUGGCCUUCUUGGCUGAGUGCAGUGGCUGGGGAAGCGAUCAACGGGUGGGUGCCUCGAAAGGCAGAGUCGUUUCAGAAAUUGGACAAGAUUGGACAAGGAACUUACAGCAGUGUGUAUAAAGCUCGCGAUCUUGAAACGAACAAAAUUGUUGCAUUGAAAAAGGUGCGGUUUGCUAAUAUGGAUCCAGAAAGUGUUCGUUUUAUGGCGAGAGAAAUUAUCAUCCAGCGUAGGCUUGAUCACCCAAAUGUCAUGAAGCUUGAAGGUCUGAUUACUUCAAGGGUAUCUGGCAGCUUAUACCUUGUAUUUGAAUACAUGGAGCAUGAUCUUGCUGGACUUGCAGCAACAACUGGGGUCAAAUUCACUGAAGCACAGAUCAAAUGCUAUAUGCAACAACUACUAUGUGGACUUGACCAUUGUCAUAGUCAUGGUGUUUUGCACCGUGACAUCAAGGGGUCAAAUCUUCUGAUUGACCAUGAUGGCAAUCUAAAGAUUGGUGAUUUCGGGUUAGCAACUUUUUUCCACUCCCAUCAGAAGCAGCCUCUGACAAGUCGGGUGGUAACUUUAUGGUACAGACCGCCUGAACUUUUGCUUGGCGCAUCAGACUAUGGAAUUGCUGUGGAUUUGUGGAGUACUGGUUGCAUUCUUGCAGAAUUAUUUGCUGGGAAGCCUAUCAUGCCGGGAAGAACAGAGGUUGAGCAACUGCAUAAAAUCUUCAAACUUUGUGGGUCACCUUCUGAAGAGUAUUGGAUGAAGUCAAAAUUGCCACAUGCAACCAUCUUUAAGCCUCAACAUCCUUACAAACGUACAGUUGCUGAGACAUUCAAGGACUUUCCUGAUCCAGCAUUGGCCCUUUUGGAUGUCCUUCUUGCAGUAGAACCUGAGGGCCGCGGAACAGCUUCUUCUGCACUCCAGAGUGAGUUCUUCACGACAAUGCCUCUUCCCUGUGAUCCAUCAGCUUUGCCCAAGUACCCACCAAGUAAGGAGUUUGAUGCCAGGCUUCGAGAUGAGGAAGCUAGAAGGCGAAGAGCAGGGAGUGUUAUAGGGCGUGAACGUGAAUCAACUAGAAGGGGUUCCAGAGAAUCCAAAGCCAUGCCAGCACCAGAUGCCAAUGCUGAGUUACAGGCAUCCAUACAGAAAAUAAAAGGGCAGCCUAACCCGAAAAGUGUCAGCGAGAAGUACAAUCCUGAAGAUGAUGGUGGCUCUGGUUUCCCUAUCGAACCUCCCAAAAGAAAAGCACGAAGUGUUCUCUCCCAUUCUGGCCAAUCAAUGCACCCAACUACUUACGGAUCUUCACGCAAAAUGAAUGUGAAUGAGCAGGAGGCUCCUACAGUUCCUGGCGAAGCUUUCAGUCGUCCAGAGAAUGGCACAGUGUUUAGAUCACCAAAACCUCACAUACCUGGAACUGAAUUUUCCAGGUUUUCCAACUCAGUAGCAAUUCGAGGCAGCAUGGAUUCACACUGGCCAGAGGACCAUUUUAAUGCAAGAUAUAACCAUCUUGAUAAUGGUGAAGCCCCUGACAAGCACCAGUGGUCCCAACAUUUGCUGGAUAGAGCUAAAUCUUCUUAUAAAAAGGAUGAACAGCCAUCUGGAAAGGAGUCUGGAACGGUUUACACCAAAAAGAACAGGAUCCACUACUCCGGACCGUUGAUGCCUCCAGGAGGAAACCUUGAGGAGAUGCUCAAGGAGCACGAGAGAAAAAUCCAAAAUGCUGUCCGCAAGGCUCGUUUGGACAAGACCAAGAAAACCGAAAGUGAGAACGGACAAACUGAAUCGCUACUCCACUCUGGAAACGGAAGGUGACCCCUCUAGAGGAAAUUUAUGAAUUUGGUUGCAGAAGCUCCUGCAGAGUUGUAAUUCUCACUUUAGGAAGAAUUACUCCUUUUUGGAAUUUGACAAGUCUCAACACCAAGAGAUAAAUCAGCAUUCAUGGAGCUUCUUUGGUUAUAUCACUAUCAAAGGUAUGCUAUAAAGCUCUAAACUACCAAAGUUCUUUAUACGAUACAGAAACGUGAACAAGACUGAAGCAAUGGAAUCCAUGGCCAUUAACUGUUUAUGUUUGGUGUGAAGGCUUCUGGGAUUGACAUGCCGGCUAAUUGUUCCGUUGCCGGGCGUUGAGAAGGUUUUUCUGACAUUGUUUAAUUGCGGGAGAUAAUGAAUUGUACAGCUGAACCACCUUUACCUCUAUAUGCAAAGGCCAGGCAUUGUCCCGGAUUUGAUGAUUUUUGUCAAGGCCGCCAUUCAUUACAAUUUCUUACUCCAAAUACAUCAAUAUUAUCUUU
Messenger RNA from Alnus glutinosa, 3555 nucleotides. Its product is annotated as probable serine/threonine-protein kinase At1g09600. The coding region runs from base 905 to 3076 and encodes 723 amino acids. The transcript is spliced from 8 exons. Gene Ontology annotation, cellular component: nucleus; cyclin-dependent protein kinase holoenzyme complex. The record is from RefSeq and is a predicted model, not a curated record. Gene Ontology annotation, biological process: protein phosphorylation; positive regulation of transcription elongation by RNA polymerase II. Gene Ontology annotation, molecular function: cyclin-dependent protein serine/threonine kinase activity; ATP binding; RNA polymerase II CTD heptapeptide repeat kinase activity. NCBI's taxonomy places the organism in Eukaryota, Viridiplantae, Streptophyta, Magnoliopsida, Fagales, Betulaceae.